Molecule: messenger RNA, 963 nt
Organism: Saccharomyces paradoxus
Lineage: Eukaryota; Fungi; Ascomycota; Saccharomycetes; Saccharomycetales; Saccharomycetaceae
Exons: 1
Coding region: 1-963 (320 amino acids)
Source: RefSeq, a predicted model, not a curated record
AUGGGUAUGGAAGAGCUCAGAAGAGCGCUGGCGCUGCUGAAUGGCCAGGGAUAUGAGUUCAUGGUGUUUGUAAAAGAGAGAGAUCAUUUGAAAGGCGAGUCGAUUCCAAAAAAAUUCUUUUCAGAGAGUUUUAUAUCAUCUUCAAUAGAAAGGGACCCCCCGCUAACAUUCGACCCAUUGGUAAAUAGGAAAAAAAUAACUGUUUAUGAAAAAAAUAUUCAACCAAAGAUGAUGCUGCCCUUAGAUCAGCCUAUAUUAGUGCGGAAUUACCUGUAUGCGGCUUUUAAGUUAUUAAGACAGGUACCAUGCAAGGCAAUCGCUAAGUUAUGGAUAAAAAUAAUUGAGCCAAGGAAAAAGACCAGGUUCCCAUACAUUAAAGGUGAUGCUAGAAAACCAACAUGGUGGCCAAAAGAUGUAGAACAUAAAGAGCCAGACCACCUCCAUAAAGCAGAUCGACUGAAUUUGAUGUGCACCAUAAUAAUGAACGUUCUACCACAAUCGCCCUUCGGCCAUGAGAUUUUGGAUGAGCUUAUAAGAGUGACUGUAGCAAUGACCAUCUUUAAGAGAGAAAACGUGAAGAGAGUAAUUAUAAAAAAUGUUCUUGAAAUUGCCAAAUGCUUGUGUAACAAAGAUUUCAAACGAAAUACCGUAUCACUUGAUGAUCUAAAUGACCUGGCCCACAAACAGAAAAAAUCAAAUCACAGUCAUCGAUUGGAUGUCAAUAAAAUGGCCAACGUGGGAAAAGAUUUGCUACAACAGUCAAGUGGAAGUGAUUUUUCACCUUCGAGGACCAUUCCCACAAAAGAAAGUUACACAGAAUACCUAUCCAGGGGAUAUUAUCCUGUAUCGGAAGAUCAUUCAAAUAGCAUAUUCCGAACAGAAGGGGUAGUUGAUUUCGAUCCGCUAUUCCUUACUAAAUUGGAUGAAUUAAGUAGUAGCGAUGAUCCUAGAGAUUUUAUUUGA